Molecule: messenger RNA, 1343 nt
Organism: Helicoverpa zea (corn earworm)
Lineage: Eukaryota; Metazoa; Arthropoda; Insecta; Lepidoptera; Noctuidae
Exons: 7
Coding region: 141-1343 (400 amino acids)
Biological process (GO): detection of chemical stimulus involved in sensory perception of smell; sensory perception of smell
Cellular component (GO): plasma membrane
Molecular function (GO): odorant binding; olfactory receptor activity
Source: RefSeq, a predicted model, not a curated record
CCCUUUGAUUGGGAGUGAUUACGAAAACUGUUAUAAUUCACUCUACAUAAUAAUAGUGAAAUUAACUGAAAUGCAUGUGUACGUAGUGCUUCUGUUAGUAUAUAAAGCCAAAUCUAGUCUUCAUUGCCCAAAUUCACAAAAUGGAGACGACAACGUACACACGAAGCAGGACUACAGACUUUUUCUACAAAACUAACUUUUUAAUUUUCAUAUUCGGUCAACCCAACUUUUGGAUAGAAGAUCUAAAGUUAUCCAAAAGAUUUGUUAAGUUCUAUUAUUAUUUUUCAAUUUUCAAUGAUAUCUUAAUAUGGCUGCUUAUAAUCUUCGAAUAUGGUUCAUUCUUCACGCAAAAUAAUUUGAGUGAGAAGCAGAAAUCGGACCUGAUAAUUUUCGCGAUAUCCCAUCCGAUGUUGUGUUUGUUCAGCGUGAUGAUGUCGAGGCUCAAGAAGAAGAUAAGGCUGGUGAUUUACAGCCUAGCGGUAGGGUUGAAGAGGGAGUACAAUGACCCCGAGGUAGAGAAGCAAAUGAUUGCAAGUUCCCUCACCUACCUGUCUGCUUUGUUGAUCAGCUGUCUGAGUGCUAUGGUCAUGUUUGUGGUUAAAGCUUGUCUAGACAUCGUAAGACACGGAGGUACCUUCACCACAAUAAUUACUGCAUACCCGGACGUGAAGGAUAAAUCCGUCCUGGCUGAUGUAGUCAGAGUUUUCUGCUACAUAGUGUGGUGGAUUAUGGUCACCAGAGUGUUUGCGGUGUUCAUUCUGGUGAUCACUCUGACGACCUGCCUCGGCUAUCAGUUCAAGAACCUGCAGAGCUACUUCUCCAGCUUAGCCGAUAUAUUUGAGAGAAAAUAUUUGAGUCAAACGGAGAAAGAAGAUAAGUAUGAGGCAGGUUUAAAAGUUGGGAUUAAACUUCAUUCGGAAUCGUUGAAGUGUGCCAACUCAAUACAAGCCGUGUGUCGAGGCGUUUUCAGCGGUCAGAUCAUUUUCAACGUUCUUCUUUUGACUGUACUACUUUACCAGAUGACCAAUUCGGAGCGCACGCUGGUGAACAUAUUCGCCACGGUGGCGACUGCCAGCGCCGUGCUCAUCAGCACUGGCUUCUACAUGUGCAAUGCGGGAGACGUCACCGUUGAGGCUUCUCGUCUUCCGACAGCGAUAUACUUCUCUGGCUGGCAUCACUGCCGGGGGCCGGCUGCGGUGCGCCUGCGCAAACUAGUUGUUGUCGCCAUGGCACAUUCCCAACAACCCGUUGUGCUCAAAGGUCUUGGGUAUUUAGAGCUUUCGUAUCAGUCCUAUAUAACGCUCGUGAAGACAUCAUAUUCAGUGUUUUCAGUGCUGUAUUAG